AUUAGUGAUAUACUAGUGAGGCAAUCAACCAUGGAAAUCGAGCUACUUUCAAGAGAAACCAUCAAACCUUCAUCACCAACUCCUCCUCACCUCAGAAUAUAUCCACUUUCUUUCAUAGACAACUUUUUUCUUUGUGUCGUGCCAUUACUUUUCUUUUACAACCCAAACGAUAAUAAUGACCAAAAUUCCAAAAUAUCACAACUCAAAAAGUCCUUAUCUCAUGUUUUAUCCAAAUACUACUAUUUUGGUGGCAGGUUCAAAGAUAACGUUACAAUCGAAUGUAACGAUCAAGGUGUUGAGUUUCUGGUGACAAAGAUCAAGAAUAAAUUAUCAGAAAUUCUCCAAAGUCCCACAGAAAAAUUGUUGAACCUUUUGUUUCCUGACGAAUUGCAAUGGACAGACACAGAUAAAAGUGCGGCCUUAAUAUCUAUUCAAAUAAACUGUUUUGAAUGUGGAGGAAUGGCUAUAGGUAUUUGCAUGAGUCAUAAAUGCGGUGAUGCUGCCACCCUUUCCAAUUUCAUGAAUGAUUGGUCCAAUAUCAACAAAAAAUUAGAAGAAAAAGAAGAAGGGUUAUUAAUAUUACCAUUUUCUUUACAUGAUGGAGGAGCUACAAUUUUUCCACAAAAGAAUAUACCUAUUUUCCCAGAAGCUGUGCAUAGGAGAGAAAAAACUGUUGUGUGUAAAAGGUUUGUAUUUCAACCCUCAAUGAUUAAGUUUCUCAAGGAAAUGGCAACUUCAAGUUCGAUUCAUUCUCCCACACGUGUUCUAGUUGUAAUUGCUUGGAUUUACAAGCAUGUUGUUUCAGUAAUGGGAUUAAAUUUGAAGACAGCGCCAUUCGCUAUGGCGGUAAAUCUUCGCAAAAGAAUGAAUCCUCCAUUGUCGGAAGAGAGUGUUGGUAACAUGGUUUGGUUCUCGUCUAUGACCCCUGAUAAAGAGGAAAUGGAGGUGAAAGAUUUGGUGGUUAAAAUAAAAGAAGGGUUAUCUGAUUUUAGUGAUUUUUAUCCAAAACUGUUUGCAGGUAGAGAUGAAAAUAGUUUAUCUUCGAUUUAUGAGUGCUUCAAGAAAGUUACGCAACCUAAACCUAAUAUAAGAACUGUGAUUAAUUUUACUAGUUGGUGUAAUUUUCCAAUAUAUGAAGCUGAUUUUGGAUGGGGAAAACCAACAUGGGUCACUACUUGUGGAUGUACUUGGAAGAAUCAUUUAAUAAUUUUGAUGGAUACAAGUGAUAGGAAUGGGAUUGUUGCGAAUGUGAAUUUGGAGGAGAAUGUUAUGGCUAAGUUUGAGCAUGAGGUGGAGCUUCUUCAACUUGCAUCUCUUAAUCCAAUCAAUGUUGGUCAAUCAAGUGAUCUUUAGGUUUUUCCAAUGGAAAGUGUGGGUGGUUGUACUAUCAGAUUCUCAGUAUUCUUAUAGUCGAUGUUUAAAAUAAAAUAUUUAAGUAGUAAAUUUUCAGAUGAUGUUUAAAAUAAAAUAAUUGAGAAAUA
Cicer arietinum (chickpea) is the source of this 1481-nucleotide messenger RNA. Its product is annotated as epi-neemfruitin B synthase L1AT-like. NCBI's taxonomy places the organism in Eukaryota, Viridiplantae, Streptophyta, Magnoliopsida, Fabales, Fabaceae. The record is from RefSeq and is a predicted model, not a curated record.